GUGGUUCAUAAAUGAUAAGAUAAUCUAUCAUUCUUAUCACUUAAAAUUCAUUUAUACUCACCAAACAAUUUCACAUUCUCCUAUUAAAUUCAUUCAUUCGAGUUGUAACUUUUGAGAGAGUCAAAUGGAGAACGUUGACGAGAGUUCUAUUUUAAAACCUGGUACCAGAAUAAAGCCUAAACUUGAUGCAGACACAGCCAAAAUUAUAUUACAGAAAACUUACGGAGUUAAAGUUCUUGAGAUUUGUGAGCUUAAUUCAUAUGACGAUAAAAAUUUCUUAGUUUUUGCAGAUAAAAACAUAAAAAAUCCUCAUAUUAAUUUUUGUGCUGACGGAUACGUUUUAAAAAUCUUGAACUCGUUUGAUUCGAAAAAAAUUGCAUUUAUUGAAGGUCAAACAGAAUUAUCACUUUAUUUAAAUAAUCAGAAGAUAAUAUGUCCUCGUCAACUUCAAGAUGUAAAUGGAAAUUAUUACUCAUUUGAAAACGAAAAUAUUAUUCGAUUGUAUGAGUUUAUACCUGGUAAAAUUCUCUGCGAUGUACCAUCAUGCUCAAAUUUAUUUUAUCAAGCCGGAGUUUUUCUUGGAAAGAUGGAUAGUACCCUAAAGAAUUUUAACCACGAUGGAUACAAAAAUCACAAGACAUUAUGGAUGCUUUCAUCAGUGCCACAUCUAGACGAAUUUGUGAACGUAGUAAUCGAUGAAGAAAAACGAGGAAUGGUUGAAGACAUUAUUGAUUUCUUUAAGCAAAGAGUGUUAAAUCAUAUAGAUGAGUUUCCAAAGCAAAUCAUUCAUGGAGAUUUUAAUGAACAAAAUGUACUUGUCAAUAAAAUUCCAACCUCUGGAGAUUACAGAGUUGCGGGAGUAAUCGAUUAUGGAGAUACUCAAUAUUCAUGCCUUCUAUUUGAAAUAGCCAUCGCUCUUACAUAUAUGAUGUUGAUUACUGGAGAUAUUGAAACUGGAGGAUAUUUUCUUGCCGGCUAUAAAAUGGUUCGUUUGAUACCAGAAAAUGAAAUGAAUUUACUUAGGAUUUGCGUGUGUGCGCGUCUAUGUCAAUCGCUCGUUCUUGGACUCUAUUCUCACAAAUUUGAUCAAAGUAAUCAAUAUUUACUGACAACUCAAGGGGCAGGAUGGAACUUACUAAGAAAUUUGUAUACUAAAACUGACAAGGAAGUUUGCCAAAUUUGGAAUGAAGUUGCAGAUGAUUAUUUGACUCAAAGUUACAAAUAGUAACUAUUCAUUGUAUUGCCUUGGAAUAUAUAUACAGUCUGUUAUGCAUCAUUUAAUUUUAUUUGUUAAAAUAUGCUUUAAUUUCUUGUUUAGGUAAUAAACUCAAAAUAUGUAAUAAAAUUUUAUAUAA
Messenger RNA from Chironomus riparius, 1355 nucleotides. NCBI's taxonomy places the organism in Eukaryota, Metazoa, Arthropoda, Insecta, Diptera, Chironomidae. The record is from the annotation of a GenBank genome assembly.